This is a messenger RNA of Vitis riparia (riverbank grape), 773 nucleotides long. RefSeq names its product (13S,14R)-1,13-dihydroxy-N-methylcanadine 13-O-acetyltransferase AT1-like. The record is from RefSeq and is a predicted model, not a curated record. NCBI's taxonomy places the organism in Eukaryota, Viridiplantae, Streptophyta, Magnoliopsida, Vitales, Vitaceae. Bases 33 to 773 code for a protein of 246 amino acids. The transcript has a single exon.
AUAAGUUUCUCUUUUAGAACUUGUAUCCGUCAAUGGAGGUUCAAAUCCUGUCAAGGAAGAUGAUAAAGCCAUCAUCUCCAACUCCUCCGCACCUUCGAAACCUAAUGCUAUCCCCCAUUGAUCAAGGUGCACCUCUAGCAUAUGUGCCUACUAUUUUCUACUAUCCCACCAGUGGCAGCAACGGCAGCAGCAGAGGUGAAAAUAUUGACAGGCGUAAGCGCUUGGAGACUUCGCUGUCGGACACACUGACUCUUUUCUACCCGCUCUCUGGAAGACUUAUCAAAGAUAGUCACGCGGUUGAUUGCAACGACGAAGGGAUUGAAUUUUUGGAUGCUAAAGUGGACGGCCAGCUGAAGGAACUUCUAAGCAGAAGAAACGAUGUCAUUGGGCUGUUGAAUUCCUUCACUCAGUUUCAUUCCGGGUCAUCUGGAUCAGUCGCAGCUCCGCUAGCGGUGAUUCAGGCUACCAUGUUUGACUGUGGAGGACUAGCCAUUGGCAAAAGCAUCUGCCACGCCAUUGCAGAUGGAUUCACAGUGGUCCAUUUCCUUACUGCUUGGGCAACCGCGAACAGAGCAGGAAUAAAUCAAUUAACUGGACCAGAUUUCAACUUGGCUUCUCUCUUCCCAGCAAAAGAUUUACCUACUGUUAAGCCUGAUCCGCCCCCAAGAAUCCUUGGGUUUGAUAAAGUUGUCACAAAGAGGUUUCUGUUUGACGGAGCCAAGAUAUCAAUCAUGGCGGCCAAGUACAUGGCUUCUGAUCUGGGAGUCAGAUAG